Messenger RNA from Perca fluviatilis (European perch), 2722 nucleotides. Its product is annotated as mesothelin-like protein. The coding region runs from base 118 to 2679 and encodes 853 amino acids. Gene Ontology annotation, biological process: cell-matrix adhesion. The transcript has 13 exons. The record is from RefSeq and is a predicted model, not a curated record. Gene Ontology annotation, cellular component: cell surface. Lineage: Eukaryota; Metazoa; Chordata; Actinopteri; Perciformes; Percidae.
GGGUUCACGUGCACCCGGGUGAGGAAUGUUGAAAAGGUGCAGAUCAAGAAGCUGAUUAAAGCCUGCCGGAGGAAAGGCAGGAAGAAGGUCCCAUUGGUCGAGACUCAGCUGACCUGCAUGUAUAACUACAUAAAAAAUGACUCAGAUGCCACCAGCUUCGACCUCUAUCCUCCUGACGUGCUGCUGUACUAUGAUUACUCCCUGGUGCCACAGGCCAGCUGCAGGUUCUAUUUUCAACAGCUGGCAGAAGCAGACUUCUCCGUCUUCUCCUCCGUCCUCAGCUACAAACUGACCGCUCUGUUUGCUAAUGCCAGGAGCUGCCUGGGUAUAACAAACACGACAUUGACUGCAGAUACUAUAUCGGUGUUGGGAAACAUGUGCUGCACUCUGGAUGGUACCUACAUCGAGAACUCUGACCCGUCCAUCUUGGAAAAACUCAAGAACUGCCCGGACCUCACCAACGCUCAGGCGGCUGCUGUUGAAGCUCUACUGCAGAGCGGGAAAACACAAGCUCCAUCAACAUGGGACUACCAGACUCUGAAGAACCUCGGGAUGUUACCGCUGUACUUGACCUCAACCUUCUACAGUAACUUUGACAAAAAAACAAAGCAGAUGUUCUUGGAGUACUUCCUUAAAGUUAUCGCGAGCAACGGAGUGGACAGACAGAAGAAGGCGAGAAUGAUGGAAGAAAUAAGAAAGUCCAAUAGAAAACAAGUCAAGUCAAAGCGAUCUAUCGUAAACGGGUGCACUGUUGGAACGAUUACCCAGGUGACCAUCAGCGAUGAGACGUUCCCCUUCAACUAUGACGACAUAACUCAGUUCAACUGCUGCCUCAGCGUCUCGACUGUGAAGGACAACUUGGCAGCCAUCACUAUGAAGGUGGACCAGGUGGAAUACCUCCAGAUUGUUCUCAGCAAGUUGCGAGAGGCUUACGCUGCCAACUCCACUAUCCCAGAAGAUCAGGUUCAGGUCCUAGGCCCAGCGUCCCGUGUGGCGUCCAUUAGUGAAAUCAACCUGUGGACUAUCACUCAGAUCGACACACUCUCUGGUUUGAUGGACCCAUCCAACGGGCCGUGGGACCCAAGUAUGGCUAAGGCCAUCAUCUCUAAGUAUCUGAGUAACGAAGGGAACACACUGGGCAGUGCUGAGCUCAACGCCAUCGGAGGAGCCAACCUUUGCUCCCUGGACGUUGAAGUUUUGAAGAACAUUUCCCAACAAAGCCUUAAAGAGGCUGACGCCCUGAUGGUGUCCAACUGCACCACGGAGAAAAAGGAAGUACUGUUCACCAUCGCCACACAAGCAUUUGCCACAAUGACCCGCUCAACUGUCCCCGUUUCCUCCUACCAGCUCACACAACCUUUCAUCGGGGGUGCAUCUCUAGACUAUGUCCGAAGUUUGGUGCCCUCCAACAUCAACAUGGAUGUGGCUACCUUCACCAGUCUGGAUCCAAACGUUGUACUGAACCUGACUGUUAGUGACAUCCAAGGUCUGCUUGGCUCCAACGUGGCUGAUUUAAAGUCCUAUGAAAACCAAACGCUGGUACAGAACUGGAUCACCAGGCAGUCCCAGACAGAGCUCAACACACUGGGAGUGGGGCUUGUGGGAGGCAGAGCUGCCUCUACAGCCACCACCAUCUCUCCGACAACCACCACCGGCUCCGCAACCAUCACCAACUCUCAGACAACCACCACCGGCCUCGCAACCAUCACCAACUCUCAGACAACCACCACCGGCUCCGCAACCGCCACCAACUCUCAGACAACCACCACCGGCUCCGCAACCGCCACCAACUCUCAGACAACCACCACCAGCUCCCCAACCAUCACCAACUCUCAGACAACCACCACCGGCUCCCCAACCAUCACCAACUCUCCGACAACCACCACCGGCUCCGCAACCAUCACCAACUCUCAGACAACCACCACCGGCCUCGCAACCAUCACCAACUCUCAGACAACCACCACCGGCUCCGCAACCGCCACCAACUCUCAGACAACCACCACCGGCUCCGCAACUGCCACCAACUCUCAGACAACCACCACCAGCUCCCCAACCGCCACCAACUCUCAGACAACCACCACCAGCUCCCCAACCUCCACCAACUCUCAGACAACCACCACCAGCUCCCCAACCAUCAACAACUCUCAGACAACCACCACCAGCUCCCCAACCGUCACCAACUCUCAGACAACCACCACCAGCUCCCCAACCAUCAACAACUCUCAGACAACCACCACCAGCUCCCCAACCGUCACCAACUCUCAGACAACCACCACCAGCUCCCCAACCGUCACCAACUCUCAGACAACCACCACCGGCUCCCCAACCAUCACCAACUCUCAGACAACCACCACCGGCUCCACAACUGCCACCGACUCUCAGACAACCACCACCGGCUCCCCAACCUCCACCAACUCUCAGACAACCACCACCGGCUCCGCAACUGCCACCAACUCUCAGACAACCACCACCAGCUCCCCAACCGCCACCAACUCUCAGACAACCACCACCAGCUCCCCAACCAUCACCAACUCUCAGACAACCAGCUCCUCAACCUUCAGCUCCACUACUAAAACCACCAGUAGCAACACCACCACAGGUAACAAUGGUGCCCGCAUCCGAGCAGAUGGCGACUUCUCCUUCCUUGUUCUUGCGUUCCUCAUUGCUUCUCUUGUAUGAAGAAACGCAUGGCUGAUUAUUGUAGUGGAUACAUAUAUAUAUA